Molecule: messenger RNA, 1390 nt
Organism: Sorex araneus (European shrew)
Lineage: Eukaryota; Metazoa; Chordata; Mammalia; Eulipotyphla; Soricidae
Gene: IAPP
Product: islet amyloid polypeptide
Exons: 4
Coding region: 145-504 (119 amino acids)
Cellular component (GO): extracellular region
Molecular function (GO): hormone activity
Source: RefSeq, a predicted model, not a curated record
GUGGGAAGGCUAUAUAGGAGCUGGCUUCCAGGAGAGCCUGGCCAUAACUCCUGCAGGGGAGGGAACCUGGGGGUCUUCCUUGCUCUCAAAAGCCGUUUUCUGACAACACCAACCCGGAACCACUGGAAGACCAUCUGAGGAGCAAUGUACACCGUGAAGCUGCCAGUGGCCCUUGCCAUGCUGUCUGUUGUGUUUAAUCAUCUGAAAGCCACACCCAUUGAAAGCCAGGAAUGGACAGAUCCAGUUUUGGCCCGAAAUAUGCUGUUGGAACUUCGAGGGGCAAAGCCACCAAAUGAAGAAGGAAACACCAAAAGUCAUCAGAUGGAGAAGCGGAAAUGCAACACGGCCACAUGUGCAACUCAGCGCCUGACAAACUUCUUGACUCGCUCCAGCAACAACAUCGGUGCCAUUCCUCCAUCUACCAAUGUGGGGUCCAAUACUUACGGCAAGAGGAACACGGGUGAGAUUUUAAACAGAGAACCGCUGCAUUACCUACCCCUGUAGAGGCGCUAUAUCCCAACUGUUCUUGUCGUCUCGUGUAUGAAUACUUAGUGAUCUCUUGUGUCACUCAAUAGUGCCUUUUGACCUCUAGUGUGGCUUUAUAGCUCAGUGUGAGUGCCAAGUUUGUGGUGGUAUAUACAAAUCAUCAUGUUAAGAAUUGCUUUAAACUCAAUACUCAAUAAAGAAACCAUUGUUUUAAAAGGUGGUAUCUUUUAAAAUGAAAUAUUCUUGCUAUAGAUAUUGAAAUUUGCUUAAAAAGUAAUUUCUUUAGGGGCUGGAGUGAUAGCACAGUGAGUAGGGCGUUUGCCUUGCAUGCGGCUGACCUGGGUUCGAUUUCCAGCAUCCCCUAUGGUCCCCUGAGCACCGCCAGGAGUAAUUCCUGAGUGCAUGAGCCAAGAGUAAUCCCUGUGCAAUGCCAGGUGUGACCCAAAAAGAAAAAAAAAAGGUAAUUUCUUUAUAAUCAGAGUUUGGGAACAAAAGAGAAAAUGGCAGCUGGCGACUUGGUAAACUAAAAACUGAGUGGAAAUAUAUGAUUCUAAAUAUCUGGAAAUCCUGUUAUUAUAAGUUCCAUAGCUAAGAAAUGACAUUUUUACACCAGAUUUCUGAAGUGAUAUUCAGUGAUGUUUUAAGAUCAUAGAAUCUUGUACUUGACUCAGUCAAAUUAUUUUUAAAAUUCAGUUCUCUGCUGUGCUUGCUGGUAUUAGAAGUAAUUUAUACCAUAAGAGUUUUGUUGUGUGCUAUCAUGAGUGUGCUUUUAUUAAACAUCUGUGUCCUUUAUCUGCUUACGUGCAUUUCAGCAAGCCUCGUGCCUAUUCUUAGACAGGACAUUUCAAACUCAACUUGUGUAUUUGUUAUUUAUGCCUUGGAUUAAAAGACUUUAUGGAAUCUA